Molecule: messenger RNA, 1837 nt
Organism: Oryza sativa Japonica Group (Japanese rice)
Lineage: Eukaryota; Viridiplantae; Streptophyta; Magnoliopsida; Poales; Poaceae
Source: RefSeq, a predicted model, not a curated record
UUUUCAUCUCCCACCUCCUCACUCCUCGUCAGUUCGUCACUUGCUUCCAAGAACCCCGUGACAAGGCGGGAAGGAAUCCGAAUCGCAGCGAGAUGAUUUGCCGCAGUCUCCUCCUUCUCAGAUCUAAUGCGGCCUCCAAGGCAAGCAACAUAGUAAAACAUGUAGCUGCCACUGGAUGUUUGCCAAAAUAUUCCUCAGAGGCACCAGCCAGAUAUUUCAGCUCUGAACCGUCUCUUCAGGUCGACUCGACAGAAGAAAAUGGGUUCAAGGGGCAUGGCAUGCUGGCCCCAUUCACUGCUGGAUGGCAGAGCACCGAUUUGCAUCCUCUGGUUAUUGACAGAUCUGAGGGUUCUUACGUUUAUGAUAUCAAUGGGAAGAAGUACAUAGAUGCUCUUGCAGGAUUGUGGUCUACGGCAUUGGGUGGUAAUGAGCCUCGAUUGAUCAAAGCUGCAACUGAUCAAUUGAACAAAUUACCCUUCUACCACUCCUUUUGGAACCGUACUACCAAACCCUCAUUGGAUCUUGCUAAUGAAAUUCUCAGCAUGUUCACUGCAAGGGAAAUGGGAAAAAUAUUCUUUACAAAUAGUGGUUCAGAAGCAAAUGAUUCUCAGGUAAAGCUAGUUUGGUAUUAUAACAAUGCAUUGGGAAGACCUAACAAGAAGAAAUUUAUCGCACGCUCAAAAUCAUAUCAUGGAUCAACAUUAGUGUCAGCCAGUCUAUCAGGUCUUCCUGCUCUUCACCAAAAGUUUGAUCUGCCAGCUCCUUUUGUUCUGCACACAGAUUGCCCUCACUACUGGCGCUUCCAUCUUCCUGAUGAGACAGAAGAAGAAUUUGCAACUAGACUUGCCACCAACCUGGAGAAUCUUAUUCUCAAAGAAGGACCAGAAACAAUUGCUGCUUUCAUUGCUGAACCUGUGAUGGGUGCUGGCGGUGUUAUCCCUCCUCCAAAGACAUACUUUGAGAAGAUUCAAGCAGUCCUCAAGAAGUAUGACAUCUUAUUAAUAGCAGAUGAGGUCAUUACAGCAUUUGGUAGAUUGGGAACCAUGUUUGGAUGUGAUAUGUAUGACAUUAAACCAGAUCUUGUCUCAAUAGCCAAGGCUCUAUCUUCUGCCUACAUGCCAAUUGGAGCUAUUCUUGUUAGUCCGGAAAUAACAGAUGUAAUUUAUUCACAGAGCAACAAGCUCGGUUCUUUUGCUCAUGGAUUUACAUACUCGGGGCAUCCAGUUUCCUGUGCUGUCGCCAUAGAAGCAUUGAAGAUUUAUAAAGAAAGGAAUAUCAUCGAACAUGUUCAGAAAAUUGCCCCAAGGUUCCAGGAGGGAAUCAAGGCCUUCUCUGGAAGUCCAAUUGUAGGCGAGAUACGUGGUUUAGGACUGAUACUUGGGACUGAAUUUGUCGACAACAAGUCUCCGAAUGAUCCAUUCCCUGCUGAAUGGGGUGUUGGUUCAUUGUUUGGUGCCGAGUGUGAGAAGCGCGGAAUGCUUAUCAGGGUUGCUGGGGAUAACAUUAUGCUUUCGCCACCGCUUAUAAUGACUCCUGAUGAAGUUGAAGAAAUUAUUUGCAAAUAUGGUGAUGCCCUGAAGGCCACAGAGGAAAGGAUUGCAGAGCUCAAAGCCAAGAGGGGUUAGCCAUUGCCACUGCCGCUGUCGUUGUUGUAGUGAUUGAUGAUGGUGAUGACAAAUUGACAAUGUUCAAUGUAUACAGAGUGGUUUCAUCUGUAGAUGCCAAUAAUGAACUGUAAGCCUGAAGCUUGUUCUAGAUGCGAACAUUGAAAAUGAUACAAUUGUUAUCUUCAACUGAAUAUUGGAAUGGGGAAUAUGGCAAUUGCUUCUCUCAAUCA